This is a messenger RNA of Exaiptasia diaphana, 1544 nucleotides long. RefSeq lists its product as uncharacterized. Lineage: Eukaryota; Metazoa; Cnidaria; Anthozoa; Actiniaria; Aiptasiidae. The record is from RefSeq and is a predicted model, not a curated record. Gene Ontology annotation, molecular function: oligosaccharide binding. Bases 20 to 1198 code for a protein of 392 amino acids. The transcript has 2 exons.
UAUCAUCCAUAAUUGCUACAUGAUGGUCGUCGAUGUGGUCUUCUUCUUUAUGUGCUUGUUUAUUCCAAAAACCCUCUGUCAAUCUCACUGCGUUGGCACCUGCUAUUCUGGACAACUUUUCCCAGAGCCCCAAGACAUCUUCCAUGGAAAACAUCUCAAGGGAUACUCCUACAAGAACAUCACCACUGAUGAUCCAGUGAAGUGCUACUCAUCUUGUGUCCAAGAUUGUCGUUGUAAGGCGUGCCAGAUGAAAGAUACAAGAUGUGAGUUGCUGGAUGAGGACAAGGCUUCCAAGGCUGACAGUUUCACUGCUGAGCCAGGAUACGUGUACUUUGAUCUCAAGCAGACGAUGUAUCAGGGGUUUGCUAACGCAAAGUUUUGCUUCACACAGUCUUCUCACAUGGUACCACCAGGUGUUCAAUGCUAUAAUGGCUGCUGUCGAUCUCAUCCUUGCAUGAACGGAGGGACAUGCGUAGAAACCUGCAAGUCACCAAAAGAAAAGUUCACCUGUACUUGCCCACAAAGGUUCAUUGGAAAAGUAUGUGAAGUCAAGGUUGCUUCUUGCAUGGAUGUCRUGCGUUCUUCAAAGAGAUUACCAAAAAACGGAGUUUACACCAUAACACGGUCUGAUUUGAGUACCGUAAUUCCCGUUUAUUGYGCUUUCAACAAGCCAAACCAAGCAUGGACUUUGAUCGAGUCGUUUUCUCUCAAAAAUAGACAGAGAUUUCAAAGCGUGCCGUUUUACGUAAAUGGGAAAGCUACAAACUCUGACAUCCCUCCAAACUGGACAGCCUUCAGAAGCGGCAUUGCUAGAAUGAAAUACUUUCGAUCCAAGUCCACCUUGUUUAGAGCCACUUGUGACUUUCCAAACAGAGUUUCUUUGACACCGGACCUUCUGAUUGGUCGGUUGAGUGACGUGGACAUUAUGAACGAGAAAGACAUUCUAGGAUGUAGAAGGUACAAGUUUGUCGACAUAAGGGGGUACAACUGCACCAAUUGUACAGUGCUGACAGGGUACGGCAAGUCGCAUUCAUGGCACUUUCACCUCGAUGUUACAUGGAAURWGUGCGACUUCAGGCCACCUURCAAGACCAAAGACGUCGACAGUUUUGGCAACUAUGCCGUCUUUGARGARCAAUCAAAAUGCACGGCAACACCCCAGUCUACCACACAGUGGUGGUUUGGAGAAGAGAAAUAAUCAAAAUACACUGCAAUACCCCAGUCUUCCACACAGAGGUGGUUAGAAGAGAAAUAAUCAAAAUACACUGCAACAUCUUGAAUCCAAGCCAUUUCUACGAAUAUUUGCCAAGAAAACUAGCAUUGACAUGAAAAUAUUGCUCAAUUACAUCAAAUAGUUGAUCAAAUUGCKAUCUGGCAACGAUUUCAGCUUGUUAUGACUCUCAUUGUAUUCAUUAUUUCCUUAAUUUGCUUUCUUAGAUGCACUAGAGCAAAUGCAGGAAACCAUGGUUUUCCUGCGUUUGCUUAGUUGAUUGCAAGUUAAGUUGUACAAUAUGAGCWAUCAAGAGAAGACAAGUACCCCAUCC